AUAUCGAGUUUUCAAAUGUUUACUUUCUAGGGUCAUGGUAUGUACCCGAUCUUCAUCUACAAAAAGUGACGAGGCUGGAGCAGCUGAUGUUAUACCUCCUGUUCAAACAAGGGGAAGAGCAUCAACAGCGAGAAGGCCUGCAGCAACUACAAGGCGAACGCGGCGGGCGUCUGCUACGGACGUGAAGACUAGUGAUAGCCAAGAGCUGGAGUCGUCUGCAUUAGGUUCACGAGCAAGUUCUGAACCAGAUCCACAUGGAUCAGUAGCCUCACCUCAGCCAAUUCCGUCCACUCCAAGUAGGAGAGGACGAAAAAAGCAAGCGUCGGAUACCGAGAGUUGUGCUAGUUUAUCUGACAGCGUCUUCCAAGAUACCAAUGCUUCUCAGGAAAACUUGAUAGCUGAUGCUACGAAAGCGGGAUCCAUUUCCAGCAAUAGCGCUGUGAAUUCCCAGGCACCCGUAGGCGUGUUAGCCACCCCAAGCAGAAGGCGACGGGCAUCGUCAUCAUCUAGUGAGACGCCUCAACCGUCAUCACCGGCUAGAAUAACUAGAGCUAUGAGAAAAGCUGGAAUAAGCACUCCGAAGGAUGUCAUAGAACUCGAGAUUGUCCCUGAGGAACAAAUAAAUGUUGGCGAUGAAGCGGCAACAUUUGAAGACAAAGAAAAACGUGAGGAAGCGCCGAAUACGCUCAAGGAAGCAUCAAACAAAGAUUCGGGCUCCAAAGAUGACUCAGGGCUUGCUUCACCUGAAGGGGAAGUGAAGAAGUCGCUAACCACCGUCAUUGCUGCACUAGAAGCUGCUCCUUUGCAAGAAGAGAGCGUUGAAAAAACUGCUAAGCAAAGUAGUCCUGACAUCACAGUCCUCGGAGACGAUAUAAUCGAAUCUCCUCCGAAGAUCACCCCUACCGGGAAAGCUGUCAAAGAGAGCAGUCCCGACAUCACUGUCCAUGGAGAUGACUUCAUUGAAAUUCCACCCAAGAAUGCUUCUGAAGAUUUGGUGACAUCCGCACCUGCCAUGAGCUCCAAUUCGGAACAAGCGGACGCGGGAUCUAGCAAUAUGUCCCCUAAGAAAUCACCCAGACUUGCAAGCCUUUCGAAAACAAGUGAUACUGAAGUUUCGCUCAUCCAGGAAGGAUCCGAAACAACUGCGAAGGAGGUCGCGAAAGGAACAAAGUCUCCCAUAACAACCCUGACAUCAGAAGAAUCCAAACGCGGAGCGAAGGCAUCUCUUGUUUCCGAAAACCCUCUAAGAAGUCCAACUUUGAGGCGAAUCUCAUUUGCCGAAUCGAUACCUUCACCAGUGAGGGAUACUGUCACGAGGGUCGUAGAUUCGGAAAGGCAUUGCCAAAAGAUGUUCAGUCUUCCACGAAAGAGCCCGCCAAAUCACCAUUGGCAUCGCCAGAAAGAAAAAGUCGAAAACUUAUUGCCGAGCCGGAAGUUAUUGUCACAAGUGCGAACGAUGUCGCCCGAAUUGUCUACAGUGCAACAAGUUGGAGACUCUCCGAAAAAAUCGCCUAAGAGAGCUCCUUUGUCUAACAAGCUGGAGUUGCUUGAGGUGCAACAAGUUGCAAUAUCUCCAAAGAGAUCAGCCGCAUCGUCCGAGGCUGCUCCACCCGGUGGAGUUCAGGACGCUCAAACCGACGAAUUACGCAAGAAAGCUGAUGAACAACCCAUGGAUGUAGCUGCAUUCUCUCCCAUCGUCGAACAUGCCCCUGAAUCUGCCACAGUGACGCAAAAUAAAGAACCUGCAGAUGCCAGCGAAGUUUCGACAGAGAAGCGUAAGAAAAAGAGCAAGAAAGCUUCCAAAAAAGCUUUGCCCGCUUCCGGCUCCAUUGUCGAAGGUGCAUCGGAAACCGCCAUCGUGGCACAAGACAGAGGCCUAGAAUCAUAUCCUGACGGAGCUACUGAAAAACGCAAGAGAAGGACCAAGAAAAUUUCUAAAAAGCAGUUGCUAACAGAAGCUGACGAAGACGAGGAAGAGCCUGCUACCCGCCAAGAUGUUGACAAAUAUGUUGACCUCAAAUCGUUCAAGCAGUGCUUCAAAAGGCCGAAGUUUUAUACCAAAGCUUUUCGAAAAGCUAUUCCGGUUCUUUUCGAGUAUGCGAGCUCGAUAGAGACGCGAAAUAAUGACUUACCUCCCGAACUCAUGAAAAACUGUGACCAGGAGACGAUGUGGCAGUUCAUCUCAUACCGUUGCAAGCAGAUAAGCAAGGAGUUCAGAAAAAGAUCUGCACUACUGGAGCUUGGCUUGGAGCUGAAUAAAGAGCAGUUAACUUCUGAGGAUGAUCUGGAUGAUGAGGAAGAAAAUUUGGAGGACGAACAUGAAGAAGACGAAGAGGAGGACGUUGAUCUGUUGAACUUGAAAGAUGAAGAUUUGAAAGAUCUGGAACGUGAACUAGCCGAAAUGCGUGAUGACGAAAAUCAAGAUGAGAACUCGAAAGAGCCUGCCGAUACUCGGAAAAAGUACCCGCAUUCGGUAGUUGACGACAAAUUUUUCAGCCUUGCCGAAAUGAAUGCUUUUCUCGAUGAACAGGAUCGCGCUGAGGGACAAGCAUCCAACAUUUUAGAUAGUGUUGAUGACUCGUCCACAGUUGCAGCGGAUUAUCAUUAUGAGGAGUUCUUUGGUAAAGCCGAUGGUGUGGGAGAAACUGCUAAGUCGGAGAAAAAGAAGGGAAAGAAACGCGUUCGAUCGAAAGAAUUGGAUAAAAAAGAGAAGAAGAAAUCUGUCCGAUUCGCUAUGGAGGAAGGGCAGGAACCUAAGGAGGAAGAAGAAAAUAAUGCUGAAAAGGAAAAUGAACACAUUGAUAAUACGAAAGUAUUGUUGGGAGAUACUGAAGAACCAAAACAGGAGACAUCUAAUCUUAAGAAGAGUCUGAAACGUCUGAAGGAAACGAUCAAAAAAUUGGAAGAAGAGAAUCUGGCACCGAAAUCAUGGGAGAUGAGUGGCGAAGUGACAGCGCAGCAGAGAGAAGAGAACGAGCUGCUUGAAACGCAUCUUGAAUUCGAUCUUGGAAUGAAAAAGGCUCCCGAAAUUACGGAAGUUUUCACGGAGAAGCUGGAGGAAUUGAUCAAACAACGAAUAAAAGACAAGGCCUUUGACGAUGUUGUGCGCAAAAAGCGCAUUGAGGAACGCACUGAAUCGUAUCGAAACCAGGCCAUAGAAGAAAGAGAAAUGGUGAAGACUUCCUUGGCGGAGGUGUACGAAAAGGAGUACCAAAAAGUUGCUGGGGAACAUGCUGAUAGCAAUGGAGUGAAUGAAGAGCAUGCAGCUAUCGAAAAGCGUAUGCGUGAACUAUUCCGACUAAUAGAUGCACUUUCUAAUUUCGACUACACUCCGCCUGAGGUUCGUCCAGAAGUUCGUGUGGUUUCUAACAUGCCUGCAUUACAAGUGGAAGAAGUUGGCAUGAAUGCAUCAACAGAUGCGCAGCUGCUGGCACCUGAAGAAGUGAAAAAGCACCAGAAAGGUGCCAUCAAAGCUGACGAAGAACGAGAUCGGACUGAUAAGCUCCGACAACGACGAAAGAAAAAGAAUAGGCAGAGGGCUAUGGUGGAAUUGUUCGGUGAGGAAAAGGCCAUGGAAGGUUUGAAGAGGAAGAAGAAGAGAAAGGAUGCGGAUUCUACGGAAACGCAAUCAGGAGAAAAAUUGAAGAGUACCACUUUCUUCACUAAACUCCAAGAAACUGUGAGAGAUGAAAUCAAAGAAAAGACCACGAAGAAGAAAAAGAUGAAAAAAAUCAAUUUUUGGAGUGGCGCGACUUAUUCAUCUAUUCAAAUACGGCAGCCAUCCGGUGCCAUGCCACCAAUGCAGGCGCAACAGCAAAUGAUGCAGCAACAGCGCAUGGUGAUGGGUCAGCCUGGACAAGCAGCUCCUGGAAUGCGUCAGAUGUAUCCACCUCCCCCAGGAAUGAUGAAUUCUCAAGUUCCUGGACAACCCAUGUAUAGUCAUCCGUCGCAAAUGCAGCAGGCUCAUAUAGUGCAACAACAGCAAUUUCAGUAUUAUAUGUCUCGCUUUCCUCAUCAGUGGCAGCAGGAAAUUCAUAUGGAACAGAGUCAAGAACGAAAGAAGCAUAUUUUUGGCCAGUAUGUGCGAAAGUUCAACAAUAUGCAACAACAACAAAAAAUGGUCUCAAAUGGGCAGGGUGGUAUGAUGCAUCAGCCAAUUAUGGGACAAGGUGCCGUUAUGGUUGGUCCGGGCAAUCAGAGGCCGGGAGUCUCUGGCAUGUAUACGCAACCACAGGCUGGAACUGUGAUGUCAAGUACUGCUGGUCCGAUACCUGGUGUCUCUAGUGUACCUGCUGGAACUGCAUCUGUUCCUAUGCCUCAGCAACAAAUGAGGAUGCAAAAUCAUAUGGCUGGUGGUCCUACCUCGGUACCGCCGCAAAUGAUGGGUGGAGCUGGAAUGGGCCCACAAACGUCAGCGGCUUCUGGCAGUCCUCAAGUGCAUUCGAAUUUCGCAAGCCAUCAAAUGGCUGUCGGAUCACCUCAUAUGGCAGGCAUUGGCUCUGCGCCCGCUGGCAUGGUAAAUUCUCCAGCGAAUUGUAUCCAGCCAUCUACACCUCAAAAUCCCUCCUCAGUACAACCUGGCAGUGUUGGACCCGGAAGUCAACAGCCUUCAUCUGUUCCAAGUCAGGAAGAGAACACCAAAGAAUAUAAUGAUCUGGUUGCGAGUUUGAAAGAGCAAUAUUAUGAAAAGUUGAAGCGUAUAGGAGAUCGCUGUGACUUAGACAAUAGCCCUAAACCUACUGGAUUCGAUCGGCUAAUGGAAAUUUUAGAUGGAAAACGGAGAGUAUCUCAGUCGUUGUUGGAGAAAAUUGUUGGAAACGUCCGCACGAUAGUUGAGCGCUCGAGUCUAACGUACCCGGUGAUUGAGACCAUGCAUCAGAUCGAAGCCGAUGGACAAUCUUCGAUUUUUGUAAAUACUGAUGAUUUCCGUCCUGGACCACAACAGCCCCCACAAGCAGCUCUAGAUCCAUGGCGAUCUGUUCGCCAUAUGAUGAUCAAAGUUCCUGAACAUUUGGCGAACUUGGGCAACUCCGAUGAUGAAUCCGAGGGUACCGGUGCAGUGAAAUCGUCCACGAUAUCAAAUCCAUUGAAACGUGCGGCACCAUCGGAUUUCAACGACUCUGGAAUCGAAGCGAAAGUGGAGAAACUUGAUAAUUCCAAUGCCUCUGAUCAAGGAGUCGAUUCUUCCGAGGAUGAGAAUAUGCGAAUACAGAUCGAAUGUCUCUUCGAUACACGUCAACCCUGGCGAAUGUCGGUUGCUGCUUCCAAAGAACUGAAUGGAUUGCCGUGGCGUGUUGACACAGACUGUCUACCGGCAUCUAGCAACAGCCCUGAUGCUGUUAUAUGCUUUGAUUCAGAUCUGUUACUGUGCCCUCCGCUGCGUGUGUUGGUCCCUGCUUCAUAUCCGUUAGAUCCCGCUGUCAUACAAUUCGAUCGUUCAUUUCCACGUGGAGUUCAGAUCUCGUCGCAAUUGUCAACGAUGUUGGAGCGAAGCCUCUCAGUCGCUCCGUCACGUUCGCUUACCCACAUUCACAGCGCGUUUCGCUCUGCAUGUCAGGAGCUGAUGCGUCUGAAAGCUAGUCGCCUGAUUCAUGCUCUCGGUGAUGUGAUCGUUGCUCUCAGCAUUAAUGAGAACAUUUUUUGUGGCAUCCCAUACUCAGAUAAGUCCAUUAUCAGUUAUGUCGAGUACGAACUGUUAUGCAACUUUUUACCUGUGAUCUGCAAUUCAUGCAAGAAUUUUCGACUGCAAAUGGUAUGUGAAUAUCAUCAUCACUCCCAUACCUUAACCCAAAAAUACCGGUUACUUCUCAUAUGUUCACUCAAGUGUUGCCAAAAAAUUGCUUUGAGGAUUCCCUGCUUUCGACUGUCAUGA
Cylicocyclus nassatus is the source of this 5872-nucleotide messenger RNA. The record is from the annotation of a GenBank genome assembly. NCBI's taxonomy places the organism in Eukaryota, Metazoa, Nematoda, Chromadorea, Rhabditida, Strongylidae.